Messenger RNA from Trypanosoma grayi, 437 nucleotides. RefSeq lists its product as hypothetical. The transcript has a single exon. The record is from RefSeq and is a predicted model, not a curated record. The annotation marks the transcript as partial. Lineage: Eukaryota; Euglenozoa; Kinetoplastea; Trypanosomatida; Trypanosomatidae.
CUGCGCGGCGGCCCCAACGCCCCGGUGCUGAAACAACUGCUGCUCUACAUUGAAGCGCGGCUCAGGCAGCAAGAUGUGUCGCUGCUCUGCCAGACGGUUGAGCGGCUCGUGCGCCCCGCCAUCAUCGCGACGGGUUUCGCGAGCGGCGACGCCACUGGGCUGCUGGACGACCUGGCGCGCCAGUUGUUUCUGCCGGCUGCCGACUGCGCUGUGCCAAACUACAUUGCGGUGCUGCUCGGCCACAAGCUCGUGCUGGAGACGACGUCGCAGUGGAAUGAGGAGGCCGCCCGGGCGUGCGGCGUGGAGCGGCUGACGCUGCACGACUCGGACCGCUACUUGGCGUACCUCGUCACCUGCGCCAUCUUCGCCGCCCCGCUGCAGCGAAGCUGCCACGACGUCUCGCGGCGGGAGCGGCGCCUGCUCGCGCUAGAGGAGCG